UGCAAUGCAGUGAUGUGGACGGUCUUUGCAAAAGCCCUGAGGCUCUCCUCUUCCUCAGCCACUGCCUCUGUGACGACAACAGCCUCCAACUUCAUCUCUUCGGCCAUCCUGGGCAAGCUUCUCUUCGGGGAGACGUGGACACCUCUGUGGUGGGUCGGCCUCGCCGUGAUGCUCUGCGGCCUCAUGCUGCUGCACACAGCUGCACCCCGGCUGGCGCAGCUCACGGCGGAGAAGAAGGAGGCGUGAUGGCUGCCGGAGGGGGCACGGCACCUUGCCACCCCUUGCCCCUCGCCAGCCUGCCUCUGGCCAUGGACCUGCUAGCCCCUACUCACCUGUGGAUCUGCCAACUUGCAAAGUCACGCCAGUCGCAUCUUUCCUGGCAGGCCAGCAGUGG
Messenger RNA from Pygoscelis adeliae (Adelie penguin), 394 nucleotides. It is a transcript of the gene TMEM42, whose product is annotated as transmembrane protein 42. Bases 13 to 246 code for a protein of 77 amino acids. Lineage: Eukaryota; Metazoa; Chordata; Aves; Sphenisciformes; Spheniscidae. The record is from RefSeq and is a predicted model, not a curated record. The transcript has 2 exons.